UCGCACAGUCCGCCAGUUUCGCGACGCGGCUCCGUCACAUAUUAGAUAGUUAUUUUCCAACUGUCAUCAUGUUGAUAGGACUCGUUCGUGACUCGGUGAUGCAGUGCUUCUGCCACACGUGCAGAGCGCCCGUACUUCCAGCAGGUUGGCCAAGCAGCCGCUUCAGGGAAACAGCUACCGCUCAUCGACGCUCGGUGCCGGUGAAGAAGCCGAUCGGGAAACCGAGGACAAAGCAACCCAAGAAAGUUAAAUUCAUAACCACUGAAAUUCGCUGCCAAGAGAUGUCCAAGGGUGGACUGGCGUACGAGGUGAUUCUAGCGGAGCCGGUUGGUGUACCGGUGCCGCGGCGGGCCGAUUCUCCUGAGAAGACCCCGUCCGUUGAGGAGAUUCAGGAGAAACUCAAAGCGGCUGAAGAGCGGAGACGUAGUUUGGAAGCAAGCAAGAUGGCGGCUAUUGCGCAGAAGAUGGCAAAGAUAGAAGAGGCGUCGAGAAUCCGUAGCGAACAAACAAAUAACUUCAUAUCGACGACGAAGGAGGCACUCGACGCCAAGAUGGAGACCCACGAGGAGAAGCGCGAGGCGUACAUCAACGAGCUGCGCGCGAGGCUGAAGGACCACCUCGAGGGCGUGGAGAAGACCAGGCUGACCCUGGAGCAGCAGACCGCUGAAGUAUACAAAGCGAUCGAAGACAAGCUGAGCACCGCCGCCGACAAGCGUGAUGAGAACAUUAAGAAGAUGCUGGAUCGCCUCCGAGAACACGAGGAGCAAGUGCGCAAGGUGCGAAAUGGAAACCAGGAGCGUUUCCAACAGCUGGAGAGUGCUAUCCAGGACAAGCUGCAGAAUGCUGCUGAGCGGCGCCUGCAGAUCGAGGCGGAGCAGAAGGAGAAGUUACGCAACCACAAUAACAAGUUGGUGGAGGUGCGAUCCGUGAUGACGGCCAAGGUCGAGGAGAUCACCAAGGACAUUGAGAGCAAGCUGACGGCCGCCGAGCUCAACAGAGAGAAGGAGAUUCAGAGGAAACUUGACUUUGUUAAGAAGGAGGAGCGGCGUGCGGAACUUGUGCGACAGAACAAGACCGCGCGUGCCGAGAACGACCCCCCAUCCACCGAUUAGACGCGCUCGCACACACUGCACCGCGGUAACACUCGCUUUGUAAUGUCGCUACCUAACCGCUCCUGCUGACUGAAAUUGACAAGUGCGAUGUCAAAGAUCAACAAUAAUAAUAUGCUUAUGAAGAUAUUUUUACUUAUUAUAAAAUAUUUGAGGUAGAUUAAAUGUUUCACUCGUCAUCGGCCCUGAUGGCUAACAACUAUUGUUAUAACACUAUUACCGUUGGUCUACCGUGAUUGAUUUCUUAAAUGAUGAUGACGUUUCAAAUCUUUGCAGCUGAGUCGGAAAGACACUGAGUCUCAAUAUUUGAAAUAAAACAACUGAAAAGAGUAAAUCACUAAAAAAAAAUUUCGCUCAAUCCCAUUCUAAUUGUUCAUUUUCAUUUAUAUCUGGGUAUUAUUUAUUAAAAUUAUAGAUGUCUUGAAUGAUGACUUGACGUAUGUCUGUUCAUUUAUCGAACAUAACAUCAGUAUCGCGGUAGUACUAACGGUAAAAGAUAUUUGGCUAUAAGAGAUGUGAACUGUAGUAAAUAUUUAGUGGCACCACAGUGUGUGCGGCCACAUGAUCAAAAACAACUAAAAUUCCCUCAAAUAUAAAUAUUUCUCUUAGAUCUAUUAUAAUAGUCAAUGGUUUUAAGAUCAUUUCAUCAUGUCACGAGUCGCUGACACAGAGGCCUAUCAUUAUAAAAUAGAUGUGUCGUGAUAUAUUCCAACGGAUACUUUUAGGGUCGAAAUUCCAAUAACGGUCCUCUCGUAGAGGUGGAGUGAAUAGAACCCGUUGCUUAGCGGUGGAGUCUUGAUAACUUAGAUAAUAUACUUAUAUCAUUAUGUUUAAUUGUACGCAGCAGUAUUUCUAGGAUGAUAAUGUUAAAUUAAGUUUUUAUAAACAGUCACUCGAUGUUGGAUAUAAUUUGUAUAGUAUUUGAUAUUGGAAAGGUAAAUGCGACGGCUUAGGAACGCUUCGCCCGGUUUAAAAUUUUGUGUGCUUUUUUUGUUCGCACCACGAGAGUAAAGUCGUGAUUUCUAUACUUAAAUAAUGAACAUUGGUCAUUUAAACAAGUGAUUCUCAGAUUUAUUUCAAUAAAUAGUCAUAUUUAUCAACAACUGAAUAUUUGUCAUACUUAUACAAUUUUAGUUAUAUCUUUUAAUAUUAGUGCAUUUAUUAAUAUACUUUAUUUCAGAAUAAGUAAAUGUAAGCGUUGUGAUCUCAAAAAAAUUGCACAAUUGACAUUGAUAUUUUUAAUAUUGGACUGAUAUAGGUGACACAACCCUAUUAUUUUAGUAAGGGAUUGGAAUGCAGUAGAUUGUAUGAAGUAAUUAUACAAUAUUUUAUGAUAAAAGUCGUUUGAUGGUCAACAUCUUGCUAGAGCUAUAUUUAAUGUGUUUUAUUAAUGAUGUCAAUGUUUGUAAUGUAUUACGCAACUUGCCUUUAAAACAUUUUAUAUUUUUUUAUUCGUGACCAAACGCCGGGACGGUCUGUGUGGAGAAGACAUGUCUGCGCUACAAGAAUCAUCUCCAUGCGGGAUGUAUUCAAUGAUAGCGUUAUGUGAAAUUGUUAUAGUAUAUUUUUGCCAUUGGUUUAUGUCGUAAGGUGUGACUAUGUUUGGGUGUAUGGGCUGGCAUAUUGUUUGGUAGUUAAAAACAUUUGACAAGUACUAUCGAUUCCAGUGCCUCGAGUGUGGAAAAUGGAGUUUCACUUUACACAAAAGUAAAACGAAUCGUCGAACUCACGCGGUAUUUUGAUCAAAUCAUCGAUAAGUCCUGCACUAAAGUGGCGGGAAUAUCGACAAAUAAACGCACAUUUUGUAUUUGGAAAACUUAGACGAGUUUGAUACCUUUUAAUGGUUGUUUGGCAGUUCGGUCCCACUCGCGUACAUAGUCACGCCUGCCGAUGUUGUAUAUAAUAUGAGAUGAGGUGUGUGGCUUGCGAGCCGGGGUUGCAGGGGACCGGCGCGAUCGCGGGGAGGGGGGGGGGGGGGCUUACUGCUUUAACUGAGUCACAGAGCGCGCUGCACACUGUGUAUCAACUAUACAACUACAGCUUUUUAUAUUAUCAUAGUUCUAAAAAAUCUUAUAACAAAAGGUUAUGAUAGAAAGUUUGCUUUUUGAUGAAAAGGGUUCUGUGUGCAGAGCGCUUUGCGCGACCAGUGAGGUUAGUUGAUAAGUAGCUUUUCGGUGAAGAGAUAAGAAUCUGACCAAUUUGCCUUGAAUAUUGUGUAGCGUUUUAGUCUGGAUCGAGAUGAAUCAUGUAUCGCGGUAUCGCUUUCUAAUGUAUCCAUAAUAAUGUUUACACGUCGAUGUAGCUGCUGCUUAGACGGAGCGUCUCACCUUAUAAAGCAGCGUACACAAAUUAUUGGACACCGUGCGAAGACGUAGACGCGGCCAUACGUAGUCACAGUGGAUAGUCAAGUUGUUUGACGAUUCUGUUUGAAUGUUAAAUGGAGGCACAGGCGUUAUUUGUUAGUAUGGACGUAUUACCCCCACCUAUGAAUUUAAUCUUGUUGUCUAGAAACAAGCGUGAAAUAUCUGCUUGAAAACCAGCUCUUACGAAAUGAUAUUAUAAUCCGUAGGGAUUUAUAAUGAAGUGAUUUAUUGAAAAUUCAUAGUGUAUCGGGGUGAUUCUAACGUGUUUAAAGUAAAACUCUGAUAAUAGUAAGUGUGAACGCUCCGUCUAUAUGCGUACGUCGUCAAUGUUUAUGUUUCGGUAACUUUAGUCAUUAAUAGUGUUAUAUGUUAUUUUUAUAUUUUAUGUGAUCAUUACGUGCUUCAGUCCGUGGUAUCGAAGUAAUGCUGAGGACGCAAGCAACUUUUGUAGUUUCAUUGUCGUAUUAAUAAACUCAUAAAUACUAA
Messenger RNA from Leptidea sinapis, 3958 nucleotides. It is a transcript of the gene stai, whose product is annotated as stathmin-4. NCBI's taxonomy places the organism in Eukaryota, Metazoa, Arthropoda, Insecta, Lepidoptera, Pieridae. Gene Ontology annotation, cellular component: neuron projection; cytoplasm. The transcript has 8 exons. Gene Ontology annotation, biological process: microtubule depolymerization; regulation of microtubule polymerization or depolymerization; neuron projection development. The record is from RefSeq and is a predicted model, not a curated record. The coding region runs from base 69 to 1112 and encodes 347 amino acids. Gene Ontology annotation, molecular function: tubulin binding.